AUGACGAUUUCUUCCGUCGAUAGUUCAUUAGACUCCGCCGGCAGCGCUAGUUCUCUCUUGGAACUUGCCCCACUUGAAGCAGUAUUAUUCGACGUUGAUGGCACGUUGUGUGAUUCAGACCCCCUUCAUCAUUACGCUUUCCGCGAGAUGCUCCUCGAGAUUGGCUUUGACGGUGGAGUCCCUAUAACAGAUGAAUUUUUCAUCAAAACUAUUGCUGGCAAACAUAAUGAAGAUAUUGGUCGUGCUCUUUUCCCAGAUGAUCGCGAAAGAGCCGUGAAGUUUCUUGAUGAUAAAGAAGCCAUGUUCAGAAGGAUAAUUAAGGAUAAAAUGGAACCUAUAAAAGGCUUAUACAAACUAACGAAAUGGAUCGAGGAUCGAGGGUUGAAGCGUGCUGCCGUGACUAAUGCUCCUCGAGCAAAUGCCGAGCUGAUGAUCUCAUUACUCGGGCUUUCGGAUUUUUUUCACGCAGUUAUUAUCGGGAGUGAUUGUGAACGAGCAAAACCAUUCCCAGAUCCAUACUUAAAGGCGCUUGAGGUGCUCAAUGUGUCUAAGGAGCACACUUGUGUAUUUGAGUUAGUAAACAUAUUAUCUCGUGUCCGCGUAUUGCAGCGAGCCCUCCCGCCCUCAGCCUCUAGUCUAGAAGGACCUCUAUGCAAAUCCAGUGCUUUUAGUAAAAGAACACUCUCAGAUCUGAUCCGACCACCACUCAUGGGUGUCCCGCCGGAGAACUCGGAGCUCGGCCUCCAACUCAGCACGAAUCGGCUGACCACCGCCGCCUGGCACGUCCUCGAUCCCUUAAUCCGGCGCCGGCGCCCCGCCCGGCUCUCCGACCUGGCUACAAUUUUUGCCUCUACUCCGGAGUUCGUACGCCUCCUCUGCUCGCUCCCUGAUUAUCCUCUCCGAUUGGGGGAUAAUCUCUCCGUCACGCUGUCGCCGCUGGGAAUCAUCACGGUUGCAGCUCGUUCGGAUGUGAUUAGGAGAUACCUGGAUUUUCCACAGACUGUGCCGCGGUUGUCUUUAGAUGUUCCGUUGAAUGAGAUAGUGAGGACGUACUAUAGGAAACGGAAGAGGCUGAGGUUGGAAGUUGUUGAUUUAUCGCCGCCGGAAAAGAGGAAUCGUUUAACUAACGUUGAAGAUGAGAUUAAUUUCAACUGGUCAACUAUGAUAAUGAUGUUGGGUGGCCCGCUUCAGAAUGUUCAUACUCAGUUUAUUCGGAAACCACCUAUCUUGGAAUGUGAUAAUGGGGAUUUUGAAAAGGUUAUAGAACCAGCCAUGUUUACAGAGCCAAGUUUCGGACAUGUGAGCUCUGACAAUGAAGAUCUUGAGCACAAGUAUGAUGAGAUGGGAGUCAAAUAUCUCCACGAAGAAGGGCUUGGUAUUUCACAUCAACAGAAUUGCACUCCAUUUCAAAGUAUAUCUCCAGAUACACACGAAAUAGAGGCAGAACUGAUGAUAAAUUCCUUCAAUCUUUCACAGCUGCCACUUCUACCACAUGUAUUAGGAAAUUCAGGAGGGUGCGAAAUUGGUGACCUUUAUGUUGCAAAUUCUAUUGAUUCACUAGAAGAGCAGAUGAUAGAUUCACAUGAGGAAAAUGAGGCUGUUAUUCAAGGGUGUCAGUCAUUAACUGAACAUGUGAAUGGAAACACAAAGGAAGUUUGCCUACUCGAUCCUGUUACAUCUGUAGGCCAUAACCAAAAUCAGCCAACAAAGGCCACCUUCAAAGAUAUAUCUUGCUUAGAUAAGCCUGGGGAGGUUCAAUGUAAUGCCAACAACGAAGCAUUUCUUGGACCUAUAACUGAAGAUCGUUUAAAGUGUCAAGGAGAACUGCAAAUUCCCCCCAGCAGACCGGCACAUAAGGAUGGAAUGUGUGACAUGGGAAACUCUAUACCCCCCAGCAGAGAGAACUACAAAUCCCCUCAUGAUAAAGGCCCAGAACAAUUAAAAUUAUACAAGAACCUGACUGAUAAGAAGCAAUACAUGAAGUUGAAUUACAUGAAUAAUGGAAAGAGAGAACCAUUCCUGGAGAAAAGGGAAAAGGCUUCCUCUGUAUCCAACAAUCAUAACGAUAAAAAACCUUUUCCCGAGUUUGAGUCUUUCGUAGUAGAAGAAGAAGAGGGCUCAGGAGGUUAUGGUACAGUUUAUCGAGCAAGACGAAAAGCUGAUGGAGUAACAUUUGCCAUCAAAUGUCCUCAUGUUAAUGCAAACAGAAAUUGUGUGAUCAAUGAGAUGAAAAUGCUGGAGAGAUUGCGGGGAAAAAACUUUGUGAUAAGAUAUGAAGGUUCUUUGAAGAGUGGGAGUGCUGAUUGUCUUGUUUUGGAGCAUGUUGUGCAUGAUAGGCCUGAGAAUUUAAGGAGAGAAAUUGACAUUAUUCAACUACAGUGGUAUGGUUAUUGUCUGUUCAAAGCCCUUGCAGGCCUACAUAAGCAGGGCAUUGUUCACAGAGAUGUUAAACCGGGGAACUUUCUUUACUCCCGCAAGGUCAAUAAAGGCUACCUGAUAGAUUUCAAUCUUGCAUUGGAUGUGUGCAAGAAAUACAGGAUAUUUGAUAACACUAAAGCAGGACAUAAUUCGAAUGAUCACGUUCCCAUUCCCCAGAACAGUUCUUUGCAUACAGCAAGAAGUAAGAAGUUAAUGAACACGAAAUUUCCUGAAGCAGUUGAUAGAAAUUCAGGGAAAAAAGUCUCCACUUCCCUUUUACCACCUGGCAACCUGAAAAAGAAGGUUGACAAAGCAAAAGUUUUCACCGAAGCAAGCAGCAGGAGAAUUAUCAGAAGCCAAGGUGGUGAUGGAUCUGGAAUAACUUCCACAAAGGAUGGGACAAGCAAUAAAACGAGAUCGGGAGAAAGGUUAAGAGAGCCCAUGCCGAAUACAGGGAGGAGUGAAUUGUUGAGCCUGGUGCAGGAAGCCCUCAAGGGUGGAAACUAUGAAUCUGCAACUGCUCCAAAAUCUAAAAGGAAACGAGUUUCUGCAUCUCCUGGAGAUACAGAGAAAUCUUCUCUCUAUAUAACUCCAAUGCCACUGCACAACAAUGGAGUUGCCAUUCGUGGUGCUGGGCAACUGAAAACAAAAGGUGAGGGGAAGUCCAGGCGAGAAGGCCCUUGCGCUGGAACUAAAGGUUUUAAGGCUCCAGAGGUACUAUUCAGAUCUCUGCAUCAAGGCCCCAAGGUUGAUAUUUGGUCUGCUGGAGUUACUUUACUGUACCUAAUGAUUGGACGGGCACCUUUCAAUGGUGAUGCUGAUCAGAACAUAAAGGAGAUAGCAAAGUUGAGGGGCAGUGAAGAUCUGUGGGAACUGGCCAGGCUACACGAUCGUGAAUCAUCUUUUCCAAGGGACCUAUUUGAUGCGAAAUACUUGACAUCUACAAAACUUGGGGAUUGGUGUGCGCGUAAUACACGGAGACCAGAAUUCUUGCAGGCCAUACCAAGGUCACUUUUUGAUCUGGUGGACAAGUGUUUAAUCGUGAAUCCACGACAUAGGAUCAGUGCAGAGGAAGCUCUUAGCCAUGAGUUUUUCAGUCCAUGCCGUUACCCUAAUGAAAUCAAGAGAGCAAAGGCUGUAAAGGCAAGGGAUGUUGAGUAGUUUCACCAACAAUCCUUUUAUUAUAAUUUUUUCUGUUGUACACUACUAAUAGAGUAGGUAAUCUGUUGAAUUUUGUAUAAUGUUGCUCUCCCCUGUGUAAAGCUGUAAUUUCCUCCUAGGUUUUUAUGUCUAAGGUAAUUAGUAAAAGACUUUCACAUUCUUAUUUUUACCUGGAAUUGACAAGUACUGUAUAAAACAAAUGAUCUUUUGCAACACAUUGAAGUUUGAGGGUGCAAUAUUUUAAAGAAAAAAAUUGAAGUACAACCACAUAAUACAUUGAAAGGGUGCAUUUCACUAUUGUUGUAUUUUUUAUAGAUUACGGUAAAUCUUCUAGGGCUGCAAAUAUAGGAAUUUCAUAAAACUAUCACCACCAAACAGAUCAAUACAACAGUAAGGCAGCAGAAGUUAGUACUCAGAUACUCAUAUGUAGAAGAAUGUACCCAUUAGGCAACAAAACACCAAGCAAAGCACACUAAAGUUCAAAUACAGCUAAUGCUAGUUUUUCCUUCCUAAGAUUCAACUCACGCCUUCUUCUUUUUUGACUUGAUCAUUACAUAUCCAAUAAACACCGAGAGAAAGCAGAUUAGGGUCACGCCUGCGUACACAGGUAUGAGAAUGGCAUAUUCCUGAGGAAGAAAGUAGCUGUGCACGAAAUGGUCACUGUCCACAAAAGGCUGGAUGAUAACCCAUAAGGUAUAAUAAGUGAAGAUGGACAAGCUGAUAAUUGAUAGAAGUAAGCCGAUGGCUCUAUCGGCUAGUUCCAUUAUAGUUCUAUUCCUUUGCUAGUUUGCUUCCGAUCUUAAAGUCUUGCAAAAUUUUCCGGUCGUCCAGCCGGCGGAGGAUGGAGGCUUUUGUCUACUGGGAGUCGUCGCUGAAGAUCUCGUCCUCGUCUGAGAUGGGGCUGUGAGGGAGGGAAUGAAAAGAAAUAAAUGGAAGGCAAAACAGUGACUUUUACGCUUUAC
Molecule: messenger RNA, 4541 nt
Organism: Striga asiatica
Lineage: Eukaryota; Viridiplantae; Streptophyta; Magnoliopsida; Lamiales; Orobanchaceae
Source: the annotation of a GenBank genome assembly